AAUAUCAGCUACAGGAUCCGAAGAAGUAAUGUCCCAUCAGACGGGUAUUCAAGCUGCUGGGGAGGUCAAAGACAUAUUUGCCAGUGCCAGGAAUGGAGAUUACAGACUCCUGAAGAUUGUGAUCGACAAUGAACAGCUUGUACUUGGUGAGACCAAGGAGGCUGGUCAGAACUGGGACCAAGAGUAUGACUCCCUUGUCCUACCUCUGCUGGAGAAAGACAUGCCAUGCUACAUCCUGUACAGGCUGGACUCCUCCAACAAUCAGGGAUAUGAGUGGAUCUUCAUUUUCUGGUCGCCUGAUAACUCACCUGUGCGACAUAAGAUGCUCUAUGCUGCUACGAGAGCAACGCUGAGGAAGGAGUUUGGCGGUGGCCACAUUAAGGAUGAGAUAUUUGGCAAUGUCAAGGAUGAUGUAUCGCUGAGUGGCUACAGGAAGUACCUGACCUCACGGGCUGCCCCUCAGCCACUGACUGCUGCUGAGGAAGAGCUCAGACAGAUCAAACUUAAUGAGGUAUACACAGUUAUCAUUUGGAAAAUACAAACAGGAAGUGGGCGGGUUCAGACUGACAUCAGUGUGGACACCAAGCAUCAAACCCUUCAGGGCGUGGCAUUUCCUUUGCAUGCUGAUGCCAUGGAGGCACUUCAGAAGUUCAGAGACAAAAAAUUUAACUACGUUCAGCUUGAAAUCAAUUUUGAGCAAGAGCUCAUUAUUUUGUCCAACACUGAUGCUACAGAGGUAAAAGAUUUACCCAAGAGGAUUCCCAAAGAUGCUGCACGCUACCAUUUCUUCCUCUAUAAGCACUCACAUGAGGGUGACUACCUGGAGUCUAUAGUCUUCAUCUAUUCCAUGCCUGGCUACAACUGCAGUAUCAAAGAGAGGAUGCUGUACUCUAGCUGCAAAAGCCCACUGAUAGACAUGGUGGAGAGUCAACUACAAAUGGAAAUAGAGAAAAAGUUGGAAAUAGACAAUGGAGAUGAGCUGACCGCUGACUUCCUGUAUGAAGAAGUCCAUCCCAAGCAGCACGCGCACAAACAAGCGUUUGCAAAGCCCAAGGGUCCAGCAGGGAAGAGGGGUGGGCGACGGAUCACCAGACCCCCCGGGGAAGAGGACAACGGUGACGAUUAGGUGAAAAGAUGAACAACUCCUGCCUCAGUCUGCUCUCGGCAGCGGAACAGCCCGGAAAAAUUAAGACAGAGCUCAAUUGAAACAAAGUCAGCGUGUAAUUUUUUUUCCCCCUUCCCUAUAUUGGCACCAACUUCCUCAUUCUGAACUAUGCACACCUCGGAAGACACAAACCGUUUCUUCUUCGGAUAUGUUUCCAUUUGUAGCUUAAUUGACAGUGCACGGUAGGCUAUUUAUGAAUCAGAGUCAAGAGAGAGUUCCCUUAAUUAUUUAAAGUAUAGGACCAGGUUACUUGUUAAAAUGAAUACACUGUGCAAUCCACAAACCCCUCAUGAAGUAGGUGUAUAUUCUUCAUUAAUGCGGCACAACGUUGUUAUAAAUCAUUUUUAUGGAUUAUUCGUCAGGUAAGGACCCUCCCUCCAGGAGAGCUGCUCAGCUGAUUGGUCUGACUGUUUUUACACACCAAAUCCCAUGAUUCAGCAUUUUACUCAGCACUCAGAUUAGUUGAAUCAAGGAUUGGAGCAAAACCUGUAUAAACCCCUGCUCUCCUGGGGGCGGGGUUACCCAUCCGUACACAUACUGUGUACAAAACAUACACAAAAAGGUCAUGUUUUGGGCAUCAUAAGUGGUUCAUGACAUCAUUUUUCCCUGUUUAUUAGUGUCAAAAUAUAUAGUUCAGUAGGGAUAUGAAUGUUUGCAGAAUUAAAUAUUAUUAGGUGUGGGUUUUUUUUUUGUUUGUUUGUUUUUUUACACUGUUACAUUGCCAGGACUGAAAUCUAAAACUAAAGCAGGAGUGUGAACAAACGUGAAAAGGGAAAAGAUGAGAGAUCCACUUUGUAUUCCCACCCUUUUGUUUGUCUUUCUUUCAUUCCAGUUGCUUUUGAAAUAUUUUUUUUUUUAUAUACAUAUUUUAACCAGACACAUGAGGCCUAAGUUACAAACAAAUGUCUUAAUCCCAGCCAGCACAGCUAUACGAACAGUUUUCAAAGAGGUGUGUUCACUCCUCAUUACUCCUUUUAACACUUUCUUUUCAACAACACAAAACAAAACAAAACAAUAAUUUUUGAUAGAAUGGUGGUUUACAUGUAUUCCCAUUUGCCAAGAAACUUAUUUUUCUAUGCAAGUGCUGUACAUAGGUGUUCUCUUUGUUCAAUAAGGUCUUGUCUGUUAUGAUUGCGCAUCAGUAUCGGUGGCCAUUGCAUGAAUUGAAAGAGAACCAAUCAUUUCCAUUGAAAAAUCACUUGCUUUCUGAAUCACUGACACAUGCAAUGGCUAAUGCAUGAGAGGAAUGGGUACACAGAGUAUAUGCAUUGUAAUGUGAAUUGCGUGUGUCCUCUUGUAGAGCUGCACUCUCAGGAUUUUUAAUGAAGGUCCUAAUGCAACCAAUCCACGGUCAAAUAUGUAUUUGAUAUGUUACAGGAAUCAGUUCUGCCGUAAGACUCUUGACUGUUGACAAUUCCUGUACCUUUGGAAGCUUCAUGAGUUCCAUAUAGAUCUGAAAGGAUGUUUCCUUGGCUAGUGUAGACCAAGUAUGUCCGGUGAAAACUUAAGUAACAAAGAUGGAACAAGGAAAUUGUACCAUGGAAGAGAAAUGGAGCAGAUCGUUCAAACACUUAAAGUAAGCCUUGAAUCUAACAUAAAUAAUUAAAGAGCUUAGUCAGUGCUAUUGGAGUGGAGUACUAAGUCAGAAUGUUUGCAUAGGCCUUGAGAAAAAUCCUGUAUUUAGUGCAGCUCUCCAGGUGGAAGCCUACUUGGAGUGAAAAGUCAAAGAUGCUAACUUAUUGUCAAAGUAUGGGCCACAACAGACACACGCAUCUACUGAUCCACAAGAACAACCAUAUUUUGAACUAACAUUCAUGCUGUGUAAGGCAAUGCCUUUCUUCACACAAAUAGAAUUGUGUUUGUGGUGGUGUAAACUGUUGUCAGAAGGGUGGCCCAAA
Chanos chanos (milkfish) is the source of this 3063-nucleotide messenger RNA. It is a transcript of the gene twf1a, whose product is annotated as twinfilin actin-binding protein 1a. The transcript is spliced from 10 exons. The record is from RefSeq and is a predicted model, not a curated record. Gene Ontology annotation, cellular component: cytoplasm; myofibril; actin filament. Gene Ontology annotation, molecular function: actin filament binding; actin monomer binding. Lineage: Eukaryota; Metazoa; Chordata; Actinopteri; Gonorynchiformes; Chanidae. Gene Ontology annotation, biological process: positive regulation of neuron projection development; actin filament depolymerization; regulation of lamellipodium assembly. Bases 29 to 1126 code for a protein of 365 amino acids.